Molecule: messenger RNA, 2546 nt
Organism: Chara braunii
Lineage: Eukaryota; Viridiplantae; Streptophyta; Charophyceae; Charales; Characeae
Source: the annotation of a GenBank genome assembly
UGUGGGAUAGAAGAGAGUUGAAGUUGCUUGGACAUUAAUUGGAGUAAUUUGGUUGGUGGGGUUUCUCUCUGCAGCUGGACUACUUGCACACACAAGUGAGGCCUGCCGUGAUCCAUCGAGAUGUCAAGUCCGCUAACAUCUUACUGGAUGAUGAGUUCAAUGCAAAGCUCGGGGACUUCGGUUUCUCGAAGCUUGUUGAAAAUGAGGACGCAUCGCACGUAUCGACAAUGAAUGUUCGGGGGACACGAGGCUAUCUAGAUCCUGAAUACAAUGCGCUCCAUCGCCUCACAGAGAAGAGCGAUACGUUCAGCGUCGGUGUUGUUUUCUUAGAGCUCAUCAGUGGAAAGCCACCAUUGUUUCCAACCAAAACGAAUGCGGAGAUGGCACUUCCAGAAUGGGCACGAGCACAUUUGCAAAAGAAUCAAGUCAAUGCGAUUAUCGAUUCAAAUCUUCCUGCCGGAUCUUAUUCCAUGGAUUCCUUAUGUCCAUUUGCGCACAUUGCGAUGCGAUGCUGCGAGCCAUACGGGGCUCAUCGUCCAGAGCUAUCCGAGUUGCUUGCCACUCUGACAAAGGCCAACAAAUGCCAAGCUGAGUGGGCAAAGAGUCACCGAGGGCAGGGGCCAUCAAGGAGAGUACCUCGACGGUAAAAAAAACAAAAAAAAAACAAUGCUCAGCUCGACAGUGAUGACAGCGGAAAAGUCGACAACGAUGACUGUCUCGCAGAUUAAUUGCUCGGCGCAGCUGGAGUUUUCUGUACAUCCGCUCUGCUAUCAGGCUGCAGCGACCCAGAGAUUGACGGAGAGAUUGCAUGCCUUAGGGCAUUGCUUCACUGCACAACAGUACAUGCAUUUGUACGCUUUUCUGGACCAGCUGCGUUUGGAUGAGUAGGGCGUCGCUCAGCUCUACACAACACUACAUGCAUUUGGAUGUUUUCUGGACCAGCUUCAUUUGGACGAGUUCAACAUUGUGGAGUGCAUGGGGUCCAGAAAAUGUCCAAAUGCAUGUAGUGUUGUGCAGUGGAGUGAGGCCUUUUAGCUUCUUCUGUAGCGAGUUAUCGAUGCCCUCUCUCUCUAAUAUUUACACACAGACACACAGAGGGCGGUGACAAGCAGCACUAUCAGAUGGAUCUCAUAGCUUCUUAUCGGGUGUGUAGUGGCAUGGAUGCGCUCUGCUCCUAUAGCCUGCAGGGACGCAGAGAUUGACAGACAGCUCUUCUCUGGCGCAAAUAAUGACAUCAACAGAGCAGGAAGAUGAACAAGAGAGGGAGCUCCACUCCACCUCAGAUGAAUCGCUCAACUCAGCUGGUGUGCCGAGCCAUCUUCAAACUGUGCUAUGAGCCUGUAGAGACCAAGAGACCGACAGCUAGCUCUGCUAUGAUGUAAACAAGAAUGAUGAGCAGGAGGGGGGACACGGUAGAAAUCAAAUCCAUCUGGGAUGGAUUGCUCGUCUCCCUGGGUGUACAGGGCCAUCUCUGCGAUCUGCUGUCAGCCUGUAGAGGCCCAGAGAGUAUCAGAUGGCUCCGCAUUCUGGUGCAGCAGGAAAGGGGAAUAUAAUUGCCACCGUGCCAAACAACCACUCUUCGUCGCAAAUAAGACUUUUGAUAGUUACAUGGGAGAAGUAGGUUAGGCGGUGGUUUGCAGCAACGAAACACUUCCUGAAGUUUCAUAGGGUUCAGAAAUGGCUGAGCAUCUGUCCCUUAGAAGUAUGUCUCUUGAGGAGCUCAUGUGCUUCUGCCAGAGAAGCAUGGCUCUCGACAGGUUGCUGUGCUUGUGGAGAUGGUCUCCUUGGCUGCUGUUAGAGACAUUGUCAUGACCCGUAGGUGUUGGUGAAGGAGUUUUAUGGCCUCCUCAUGGCAGUUGUCAGUCUGACAAGAUUGGCAUAAGAUCGACAGGGUGGAGCUUCUCGGGGAAGACUUAGAGGGCGUUCAUUUUGUCAGUUUGAACUUCGAAUCUACCAGGAUGUUCCCCCAUGCUGUCUGCUGUGGUGUUGGCUAGCGCUUGCUAGUGGACACUGGACAUAGGGAGUGUGAGCCUUUGUCAUUUUUGCACCCUUCCCAGCAUUGCUUCUCCUGCUAUUGGGUGUAGGAGAGCGAGAGAGAGCCUUUGUGAAGUCCUCGCCUUUUGCAUUGCAUCGUCUCGCACGCUUCCCAGCAUUGCUUCUCUGCUAUUGGGUGUAGGAGAGUGAGAGAGGCUCUUUGCCAAGUCUGCACCUUUUGCAUUGCAUCGUCUCGCAAAGGCUAAGAAGGUAUAUUGUCAGUGGCAGCGGUGAAAUUGUCCAAAAAAACCUGCUUGAAAAUUGAGAUCCCAAAUUUCAAAUUUGCCCCUCAUUAGUUGUUUAGGGUCUAGAGGACCUCUGACAUCGCAGCAUGCUUGCUGUCGAACUCCAUAUUUCCAAUGAGCUUAUAUAACCUUAUUCAUAUUUCAUAUGGAGGCUGCUGGCCAUUGAAUAAAACCAUGUGGUACAGGAUGGGUCCUAUCCGUGAGCCGAUUAUCUGGUUCUGAAAUAUAUGGAGGCUGCUGGCCAUUUAAUAAAACCAUGUGGUACAG